AUGGCUGGACCAGCCACUCUACCUGUAUGCAUUGCACACCAGGCAAGGGCUCUCCGUACCCUCCAGGCUGCUGCAGCCCCCCAUCCUCUCUGCAGCCCCCCACAGCCUUCCCACACCCAAACCUUCAGCACCAGCAGGUCUGGCCCAGCUCGGCACAGCCCAGGUGGUGCUCAGGAGCUGGAGGAAGAGAGAAAAGCCCCAUGGAAAAGCCCUAAGGAAGGAGAAGAGGGUGGAGACGUGUCUCCUCCCAGCCCAGGAGAGCCCAGGGCAGAGAGGCUGGCGAGGCGUGAGACACUUCGAGAGAGGGCUCUGCGCAGCAAGAUGUCCCGACUAGCAGAAGCAACUUCUCAGCUUGUACAAGUAGAACAAACUCUCCUGCUCCCUCUCCUACAGCAGCAUCCUCUUCCUCUCCACCCAAAA
Molecule: messenger RNA, 420 nt
Organism: Pterocles gutturalis (yellow-throated sandgrouse)
Lineage: Eukaryota; Metazoa; Chordata; Aves; Pterocliformes; Pteroclidae
Gene: DLEU7
Product: deleted in lymphocytic leukemia, 7
Exons: 1
Source: RefSeq, a predicted model, not a curated record